UUUUGCUGUUUUAUGUUCUUUCGGAAAAUAACUUUUGAAACGAAUAUUUGAAAUAGGAUGCUCAAAAAGUUUGGCUGAGGUUUAGCAGUAUUUUUGUUUGAGUGUAUCGCAGAGUGUAUGAUUUCUUACUAAAUUUUAGAAAAACAUGACGGCGAACGUUGAACCUGUGAUUUUCUGCGUCUUACUGUGCCUGACAUUCUGCUGUUCACCUGGUUAUUGUCAAUUUGGCUUUGUCAAGCAAGCUGCCCAAGGAGCAGGGGAUAUGUGGAGAGCAUAUAGUGACAUGAGGGAGGCCAACUGGAAAGGGGCCGACAAGUAUUUCCAUGCUAGAGGUAACUUUGAUGCUGCACAGAGGGGCCCUGGCGGCAAAUGGGUAGCAGGUAUUAUCAGUGAUACCCGUGAAAGAAUUCAAGGAGCAAACAAACCAGACUCUAUAGCCGACCAAGCGGCAAAUAGGUGGGGCAGGAACGGAGGAGACCCUAACAAGUACAGACCGAAAGAUUUACCUUCCAAAUACUAGUCUUCAAGCAAAGAAGAAAUUAUUUUCAU
Uloborus diversus is the source of this 549-nucleotide messenger RNA. RefSeq names its product serum amyloid A-5 protein-like. The coding region runs from base 146 to 520 and encodes 124 amino acids. NCBI's taxonomy places the organism in Eukaryota, Metazoa, Arthropoda, Arachnida, Araneae, Uloboridae. The transcript is spliced from 3 exons. The record is from RefSeq and is a predicted model, not a curated record. Gene Ontology annotation, cellular component: extracellular region.